Onychostruthus taczanowskii (white-rumped snowfinch) is the source of this 793-nucleotide messenger RNA. RefSeq names its product CXXC repeat containing interactor of PDZ3 domain (gene CRIPT). Gene Ontology annotation, biological process: cytoplasmic microtubule organization. The transcript has 5 exons. Gene Ontology annotation, cellular component: dendrite. The coding region runs from base 98 to 403 and encodes 101 amino acids. Gene Ontology annotation, molecular function: microtubule binding; PDZ domain binding. Lineage: Eukaryota; Metazoa; Chordata; Aves; Passeriformes; Passeridae. The record is from RefSeq and is a predicted model, not a curated record.
AGCGCGCGGCGCCGCCCGGCAGCGGAAAGCGGCGGGGCCCGGCCGGCGGCACUUCCGGGGCGGUGCCGGAAGCGGCGGCGGCUGUGGAGGGGUCGCCAUGGUGUGCGACAAGUGCGAGAAGAAGCUUGGAACAGUGAUCACUCCUGAUACAUGGAAAGAUGGUGCAAGAAACACUACAGAAAGCGGUGGUCGUAAAUUAAAUGAAAACAAGGCAUUGACCUCAAAGAAGGCAAGGUUUGAUCCUUAUGGAAAGAACAAAUUUGCAAUAUGUCGGAUUUGUAAGAGUUCUGUCCACCAGCCAGGGUCCCACUACUGUCAAGGAUGUGCCUAUAAAAAAGGCAUCUGCUCAAUGUGUGGCAAGAAGGUCUUGGAUACGAAGAACUACAAGCAAACUUCUGUCUAAUUGUACUGACUAGUCUUUUUAUGAACUUUACCUUCUGUGUCUUUGUACAGUAACUUUUUUCUAAAAUGAUUUGUGAAUAAUACUUUUUGGAAGAUAGUACUUGGAAUGAGAGGUAAAGACAGACUGCUUGCCUAAAAUGUACAUAAUAUUUGAUUAUAGUUGUUUUAGCACUAGUAUUAACUGGUAUUUAAAGAUAAUGGCUUUCAGCAACUGUUAGAGUUCAAAGGGAUGGAGAAGAUGCUAGUGGGUAGGUUAAAACUAGAUUACCAUUAGAACACAGAUCUUUGAGAUGAAUACUUUUUUUCCCCCCUAUCACAAGUCUUCUGCUUGUAAUGGUUUGUAGAUUAAAUAUGAACUUGCAUCUCCUCAUUAAAGUAUCUUUUAGUUGUA